Messenger RNA from Haplochromis burtoni (Burton's mouthbrooder), 1493 nucleotides. Its product is annotated as E-selectin-like. Lineage: Eukaryota; Metazoa; Chordata; Actinopteri; Cichliformes; Cichlidae. The record is from RefSeq and is a predicted model, not a curated record.
AGUGAAAUUUAGUGGUGACUUUAAAAUCAGUGCAUUUUAUUUGUCUGUGACUGAGCCUCCAUCUUUGGGAGUGGUGCUGUGUGAGACUCUCAAAGCACGUUUUGCACUUUUAGAGGAGACGCACUAAAACUGUAACAUCAUUAAAAAGACGCUGAAGCCAAACAAACAAAGAACAAAAUAAAAACUGUUUGUUCUCUAUGAUUGGAACUGACACGUGAAAUGUGUCGGGUUGUGUCGUCAUCAUCACUGAUUUGUUUGGAGGAGUCGAGCUUGAACGCUCUUUUGUCCCAAUUCUAAUAAUGACAACAUUAUUCAAAUAAGACUGAAGUGGUCGGGCAGAGAAUCAGCGCUGUAUCCAUGCAAACACACGCACAGCAAGCAAACCUCGGCCUUGGAUUCAAAUGAAGACGCAAACAUUUCCAAGUGCGUCCAUCUUUGCUGAUGAUGCAGCAGACACGCUGACCUCCAGUCAGGAGGAGAAGCGUGUUCUUCCACUCACAGACACUGAAGCCUGAAACCGAACGGCCCGUUUACUGCGUUUAACCUCAGUCCUAGUUUCACGGUUCGACGCCUGUGACCUCGUUUAGCUCCAGUUCACAGCUCGUUCUGCCAGACGUCAGUCUGUUUGCAUCUGUACUAACUUUGAAUAAGUCAUCUUCAGUUAAACGACUCUGAGCAUCUUUAAUCAAAUGCACUUUAAUCAAAUGCACUGGGCUGCUUUCUAAAACCACUUUUACAAAGUCUCUGGUGGACGUGGGAGGAGGAGCGAGGAUGACAUUUCUAUCAGAUGAAGAGUUCUGACUGUGUCACAGCUGCACAGACGUCUCAUCGUGUCGGUUUUUCAGCUCUCAGUCAUGAAGAGGUGUGGACUGAUCCUGCUGUUGCUCUCAGGUUACGUGAUGGUCUGCCAUCUUCAGUCUGAUCAGUUAGUCAGACAGCUCCACCUUGUUGACCUGCAGAAGUCCUGGAACGAUGCUCAGCAAUACUGCAGAGAUGAGUACAUUGACCUCGCCAUCGUUAACAGCUCAGCUCUCAUCCAGGAAGCUCAGAAAAGGGCAGGGAGCACCGAGGCGUGGAUUGGACUCUCCAGGAGCGGCUGGAAAUGGUCUCAAACUGGUCCAGUUCAGUCAUCCUGGUUUAACAUGUGGUCACCGGGACAGCCAGGGACUGAUGAGUGUGUGAUAUUAACUGGAUCUGGAUCAUGGUCCACAAGACCGUGCUCAGCUACUUAUUACUUUGUCUGCUAUGACGCUGCGACUAACAAACGCAUCCUGGUGAGGAACUCAAUGACCUGGUCUGAUGCUCAGUCUUACUGCAGACAGACGUACACAGACCUGAGCACCAUCACCAACACGCAGGACAACAGCCAGGUCGCUUCUAUGAUGCCAUCUUAUUAUGAAGCCUGGAUUGGACUGUACAGAAAAUACUGGACGUGGUCAAACUCGAGCACAGCCUCCAACCUGCCGUGGGGGCCCGGGCAGCCUGAUAACAGC